AUGGGAAUGAAUGGGACAAACUCUGCCCAUCAGAAACCGCACAACUCCACUGGCUCAGAACUCCUUCCGAGGCCGCGUAGCCUGUUACUCGGAGGGUUUGACUGGCCUGGUAUCAGGUUAUCCACAAUCUCACGCACGCGGGAAGUGCGUCACUGCUUGAAUUUCGAAAGGGCUGGAGCCCUCAAUCCCCAGGAGCAGGGGAGUGCCAGCAAGGUUGAGGCUCGGCUAUCCCUUUGCGGCCAGCGGCAGGGCAACCAUCCAGAGCCCAACACCCGGCGUCAAGAUCCACCAUCCAAAGUCAUCAUCUCCAGCCUGCUUUUUGAUCCAUCCCCUCCCCGAUCGUUUAGGCUGCGCAUCUUCCACGACCCUCGCAUUGAUCUUGAAACUCCUUUCCUUUCGUUUCAUCAGCCCCCCUACCUCUCUUUCUCUAGCGUUGCUCCGAUCGCCGUCCUCGCUUUAGCCCUUUUCGUUGAGCCGCCGGUCAAUUUCCACCCCUCUCCGCCCUCAUUCCCCCAUUUGUCGACCUGGGAUUGUACCUUGGCUCCCCACCAGCCACUUUGA
This is a messenger RNA of Aspergillus ochraceoroseus IBT 24754, 561 nucleotides long. RefSeq lists its product as uncharacterized. The record is from RefSeq and is a predicted model, not a curated record. NCBI's taxonomy places the organism in Eukaryota, Fungi, Ascomycota, Eurotiomycetes, Eurotiales, Aspergillaceae. Bases 1 to 561 code for a protein of 186 amino acids. The transcript is spliced from 2 exons.